GGUUUGUUUCACCGCCACCCCUCUGUUGCGUCAUCAUGGAACAGUCCUGUCACCACGACGCCAAAUGCCGCCAUGUGAUUGGUCGAUCCAAUCAGGUGACCGAGUUGUAGCAACAGUCGCUAGGGAAACAGACCACGCCCCUUCACGGCUACACAACAGUGGAAAACAUUGGGUAGCGUGCGACUUGAUAAGCGGUGCGAUCUCCAGGUCUAUUAGAAGGAUUUUCUGCGGCUCCUGGGCGUCCAAACCACGAGGAACAGGUGUACAACAUGGCACAGGACCGGAUAGGACUGUACAGGGAUUCUAUGAACGAAAAUCCGCUUUUGGCCAAGUCUCAGCUUGGCAGACCACUGAAGCGAGGCUUCACCCUGCCUCCUGAUGACUUCACAUACGGCAGACCAAACACAGGGAAGGAUGGAGGAACUGCAGAAGCCAUGGGGAACUGGAACGCGGCGCUACCCUCCAUGACGUCCAAACCCGGCGAGCAAAAACGGGAGCGUGACUUCAUCAGCCUGAACCGUGCCGCCAUCAAGGCCGGCCUGGUCACGUCCGGCGAACACUACCACUUCCGCGCCAACCACGACAUCCGGCGCAAAAUGUCGCCCAGCGAGAACAAAAUCCGCACCAGGCGCAUUCCUCCUGAUAUGACCUUUGGCAUUUCCACAAGACCGUCCACGCCUGUGUUUGACCUGUUAGAGCAUAAGUACCAGGACCGCUGGCUGCAGCAGCGAAGGCUCACAGAACUGGCAAACCGUGAAAAGCAACAGAAAAAGAUCCUAAACGGCAACAUCUAUGAAACAAGGGCCUCAUUGUUGAGAAAGUACAGCCCAGUGGUGGAGCCACCACCCCUCUGGCACAUGCCUCGCUUUGAAAGGGUGCACCCGCAUUUGGAGACUUUCCGGUCACCAGAGGCGAGAAAAUUGGCAUUCCGGGCGCAUUCUCACGACGCCACGUCUCGGACUGGAGUGUUCGGCCACGGAAUCUACGCGGCGGCGAAGAGUUAAAGUCUUUAAUUUCGCCAAAUACAAAGUCGUUAACCUAUUAUGUAUGGUUAUUUCUAUUUCACACAUAUCAUCAGUGUAUUAAUCUUACAGAUUAUUCUGUUAGCAAAAUCAAGUGCUGAACAAAGCCAUGUGUUAAUAAUUCUAACUGCACUUGACUUUUGCUAACGUCUCAGUUUUAUUCUACCCAGCAAAGUAAAAUCUCUGUGCCAUUUAAUCAUCUACAUUCAGAAUUUGCUGACGGCAAAUUGUGCAUGCUUUCAACAGUGUUACAAUAAGGCCACACCGAUUUAGUUAAUUGGUUCUCGGUUUCGCUCGCUUCAUUUUUUUUUCCGAUUUGCAAAAAAACAUUUUAGGUUCUGAAUCAAGACCAAAAUGUACAUAUUUUGGCCCCAACAGUUGAAGAAAGUCUAUGCCUUCUAUUCUUUGUUACAGUUUUUCCAUCUAUCAAUGCAGUGGUUUGAUUUCAAGUUCAAAAUUCAUUGAAUUAUAAACCAGCCUAUGGCUCCUUUUGUAGCAUUUGGGGCUAUCAUAGGAUAUGCCAAGGCCUGUUUUUUUCGCCCUGUUGUUUCAUAUUUUUUCUGAAAAAAUCUUAGAACCAACAAAUUGAAUUGGUGUGGCCUCAUCUGAUGAGAAAAAACUUUUGUGGCUAGAGAUUAGGUUUUGUACAAUGUAAAUGUAUAAUAUGUUAUUUUAUUUUUUUCAAUUCUGAACCCCCAACUACUUAAGUGAUAAUUCAGUCACAUUUUGGGAUCCAUUCACAUAAACACCAUCCAAGAAUCUAUUAGACAUUUCUUAAAGAAAAUUUUUUUUUCAGAAAUUGCCACUGUGCUUCCCAGAUUUGUACCCAUUUAUGCCUUCAAUGGUUUUGAAUUCUUAACUUUGUCUCAAGACAAUAACUUAAAGAAAGAAUUACAUAUCUGUUUUUUUUUCUUGUAACAGUGGAUGAUAUCUAUUUAUCACUGAUGUUACUAGCCACAUUUUUUUAUUUCUUCAUAUUAUAUUGGAAAGAAGCUACCACAGGUAUCUUGAAUAAGAUAGUAAACAUUUUAUACUACAUUUUUAAUGGUAGAAGAAAGUACUGAACACAACUGACUGAAAGAACAUCUCAGUUUAACAUCAGUGAUACAUGUAUAUCUCCACUGUUAUAUUGUUUGUACAGUUUAUUUUGUAAAAGUACUGUUUGCUUGUACAUAUAUGUCAACAUUGUUAUUAUGUGUUUGCAACAAUACAACUUUGCCCAGAGUGAAACAAAACAACAACAGAAAUUAGAGGAACCUCUUUUUUUUAAAUCUCGUGAAUUUUUCUUAGAAUUUACAAAGAUGGUUGACAAGGGAAGAAGGUAGAACUGUUUUUGUUGCUGUCACAUAUAUUUUGUGUGAGUUAUUUGUGAAUAAGUGCUGGAUAGGUUGAGGUCAGAGUUGGCUAUAGCUGUGGUCACCAUGGGUUGUGUCCGAAUAAAUUUCUGUUGCAUGUAAAUGUGAA
Molecule: messenger RNA, 2486 nt
Organism: Branchiostoma belcheri (Belcher's lancelet)
Lineage: Eukaryota; Metazoa; Chordata; Leptocardii; Amphioxiformes; Branchiostomatidae
Product: cilia- and flagella-associated protein 77-like
Exons: 6
Coding region: 270-1004 (244 amino acids)
Source: RefSeq, a predicted model, not a curated record